Messenger RNA from Clarias gariepinus (North African catfish), 1975 nucleotides. It is a transcript of the gene pbx1b, whose product is annotated as pre-B-cell leukemia homeobox 1b. NCBI's taxonomy places the organism in Eukaryota, Metazoa, Chordata, Actinopteri, Siluriformes, Clariidae. Gene Ontology annotation, molecular function: DNA-binding transcription factor activity, RNA polymerase II-specific; RNA polymerase II cis-regulatory region sequence-specific DNA binding. Gene Ontology annotation, cellular component: nucleus. The record is from RefSeq and is a predicted model, not a curated record. The transcript is spliced from 9 exons. Gene Ontology annotation, biological process: brain development; neuron development; eye development. Bases 299 to 1588 code for a protein of 429 amino acids.
CAAAAGCGAGAGGAUGGACCGAGCUGAGAGCGGCCGCUUGUAGAGUGUUGAGUCCACAACGCGCCCAGUGUGAUUAACCGGAGCACCGUGAGACAGCUUUCAAUUUACACACGCGCUUCAAUUCAUAGCUGGAGUCCAACCCGGCCAGUAGAGUUCAGCUCGUAAUUCACAGAGUCCAAAGACAAGCUUGUGCGCUUGUUUUCUGUGCGUGUCUGUGUGUUUUCACCGCUGAGCGGGCGCGCGAGACAGAUUGAGACGUGAGGUUUAGCCGAAGCUGCAGGGAGAGGAAGCGGCAGACAUGGACGACCAGCCGCGGAUGAUGCACUCUCACGCCGGGGUGGGGAUGGCGGGGCACCCGGGGCUGCCUCAGCACAUGCAGGAAGGAACCGGAGGAGCCGACGGCGACGGCAGAAAGCAGGACAUCGGAGACAUUUUACAACAAAUCAUGACCAUUACAGACCAAAGUCUGGACGAAGCGCAGGCCAGGAAGCACGCGCUGAACUGUCACAGGAUGAAGCCCGCGCUCUUUAACGUUCUGUGUGAAAUAAAAGAAAAAACAGUGCUGAGUAUCCGUGGUGCUCAGGAAGAGGAACCCCCUGAUGCACAGCUCAUGAGACUGGACAACAUGCUGUUGGCUGAAGGCGUGUCGGGGCCGGAGAAAGGGGGCGGGUCAGCUGCUGCUGCUGCAGCUGCGGCAGCUUCGGGAGGAGCCGGAGCCGAUAACUCAGCUGAACACUCCGAUUACCGGGCCAAACUCUCCCAGAUCCGUCAGAUUUACCACACUGAACUCGAGAAAUACGAACAGGCUUGUAACGAGUUUACCACUCACGUGAUGAACCUGUUGCGAGAGCAGUCACGCACACGGCCCAUCUCGCCCAAAGAGAUCGAACGCAUGGUCAGCAUCAUCCACCGCAAGUUCAGCUCCAUCCAGAUGCAGCUUAAGCAGAGCACCUGCGAGGCAGUGAUGAUCCUCCGCUCCCGCUUCCUCGAUGCCAGGAGGAAAAGGCGGAACUUCAACAAACAGGCCACCGAGAUCCUGAACGAGUACUUCUACUCCCACCUCAGUAAUCCGUAUCCCAGUGAGGAGGCCAAGGAGGAACUGGCCAAGAAAUGCUCUAUCACUGUCUCCCAGGUGUCCAACUGGUUCGGAAACAAACGAAUCCGGUAUAAGAAGAACAUUGGAAAGUUCCAGGAGGAAGCCAACAUGUACGCAGCCAGAACUGCAGUGAACGCAGCCAGCGUGUCAGCUCACGGCAGCCAGGCAAAUUCCCCCUCCACCCCCAACUCAGCAGGUUCUGCUGGCUCUUUUAACAUGUCCAACUCUGGUGAUUUGUUUAUGACUGUGCAGUCAAUGAAUGGCGAUUCAUACCAGGGGGCUCAAGUGGGAGCCAACGUGCAAUCGCAGGUGGAUACCCUUCGCCAUGUUAUCAGUCAGACAGGAGGAUACAGUGAUGGCCUCACAGCCAACCAGAUGUACAGUCCGCAGGGCAUCAAUGCUAAUGGUGGAUGGCAGGAUGCUACUACCCCUUCCUCAGUGACCUCACCCACAGAAGGACCCGGGAGUGUUCACUCUGACACCUCCAACUGAUCCCCUCAUCACCUCACCUCUUUUUGUUCCCUCACUACUGCACAAACCAUGGACUCUCUUUGUUCUAUCACUUUUGGUUGUCCAUCAGUACGUUUAAGUAACGCACUCACAAGUUCACUAAGCUGGGUCUCUGCCAAGCAUCGGAGUAAAUCAGUCAGCUGAUCAGGAUUUUACCCAAACACACACACACACACACACACACACACACACACACAGUUUCUGUUCUCAAAUACAGCCCUCGGUUUGUAUUAACCCCUUCAGAUCUUUUUUUUUUUUUGUAUUCACAGUUAUAAUUCAUUAUGAUUCUUUUUCAAUAUCAUUAGACAGUCUUAAAUAGUCUUCAGUGCAGCUCCUGCAGUCAGUAGAUUGAUAAAAAAAAAAAAACAA